CACAUCCACAAUCCACACAACUUUGUGCCGAGUCAUCGCGACAGACACGCGCACCUCCGCCCCGGGACUGUGCGCUCCUCCCCAGGUCCGCUCAUCAUCAUCAUCAUCAUCAUCAUCACCACCACCACCACCACCAUCACCGUCCGCCCGCACAGGAGUGAGAUGUCAGGCGCGGUGAAAGAUGAACCGAGAGCACCGUGUGAGUGUCCGAAGGCUGAAACGAUCCACAUUGCCGUCAAAAGUGUCACAGACAGCAGAGACUUCAACGUCAGAGGAGACUCUACCGUCAGACAGCUGAAAUGUGGUCUAGCAGAGCCCCGAGGGGUCCCUGCAGACCAGCUGGUGUUGAUCCACUCCGGCCGGGUCCUAAAAGAUUCAGAACUGCUGAGUCACCUCAAACAACAGGAUGGGUUAGUCAGCCUGUGCAUGAUCCAAAGGCCUCAGCUUUCGUCUGUGGUUUCCACCAAUGAUUCAGCUUCAGAACCGGUCCAGUCAGAGCUCACAGCUGUUCUUCACCCUGAACCUGAAAACCUCACACCAUCUCCCACCUCCCCCCUCUGCCUGGUGGAAGGUCUGGACAGUCUUGGCCUAACAAACAACGGGCCUGGCUUCUUCCCUGCACUCCAGCGCCAGAUGGAGAAGCAGCUGCUGGCUGACCCAGAGAUGGUUCACCAUCUCCUGGGCAGCCCCUUUGUGCAGGGUACCCUCUCUAACUCCAGCCCUCAGCUCACCAGACAGCUCAUUCUGUCUAAUCCCCAAAUCCAGCAGCUCCUACAGACAAACCCAGAGGUGGGAGAUGUUCUCAACAACACAGAUGUUGUUACACAGGUUUUAGAGCUUAUCAGGAACCCUGACAUGAUACAUCAAGUGAUGCGUAAUGAAGACAGAGCAUUAAACAAUCUGCAACCAGAGCAGGACAACUCUGAAACCAUCACUGGUGAUCCUGAUGGCCUUCAAGAAAAUGACAAUAUCAAACGAUCACAAAGCCAGAUAGGAGUGCCUCCAGUGGUGUCUGCAUCAUCUGGGAAUCAACAGCCACCCAAAAGAGGAAGAAAGAAGACUCCAUCUCUCUCCAGCUGCCCCACAGAUCCUCUCAUAUAUCUGAGUGCCACACCCACACCUGAUCCAAACCCUCAGCCCACUAUUACUCCAGGUAUGCAGUCACUGCUAGAAGAGAUCACGGCUAGUCCAGGACUGAUGGAGAGCCUGAUGUCUGGGCCGUAUAUCAGCUGUCUUCUGAAUUGCCUCAGCCAGAAUCCUGACCUGGCAGCACAGAUGUUGCUGAGCCAUCCUUUGUUCUCAGGAAAUCCUCAGCUACAGCUGCAGAUGAGACAGCAGCUGCCUCUGUUCUUAGAACAGAUGCAGAGUCCAGAGCUGCUGUCAACCAUGUUGAACCCCAGAGCCAUGGAGGCUCUGCUUCAGAUCCAACAGGGCCUCCAGACUCUGACUACAGAGGCCCCUGCCCUCAUACCUGCGGCUGAACCUGGAAACACUGGAGCCAAUGUUAAUGCUGCCCCUGAGCACGGGCCUGACUCUGUCCCAAACAACCAAUCAGGAAGUGGUCCUCAGGUAGCCACAGUGACAGAGCAGCAGCAGCUGUUUGUACAACAGAUGUUGCAGGCGCUGGCUAGUGCUAAUCGUGAGGUCCAUCGUGAGGAGGCUGAUUUUCAGGAGGAGCUGGAGCAGCUGAGCUCUAUGGGCUUCACAGACCGACAGGCUAACCUUCAGGCCCUCAUCAGCACCGGAGGAGACCUCAUCACUGCUGUACAACAUCUGCUCAGUCAGUGACACACAGAUGUUUCUCUGUCCACAUGCUGUAUGUGCACACAUAAAUGAAUGCACCUGUACUAACAUUUACAUGUAAGUCCCUACAAUCCAACAGUCAUACAUGCUGUACUUUUUAAGACACAAUUCAUUCAGGAACUUCCCACACUAACCUCUGUCUGCUGUUGUAAAUUGUAUUCAGCCCUCGCAUUAGUCACACUUGUACACUUAGCACUUACUUUUUAUAAAGAGAGAACUGAGAAAACUUACACAUACAGGAGGAUUUUCCUCCCCAGAGUGAGAGCUUUGGAUUAAUAUUCGGGUAGAAAUUGAAGAAUACACUCACAUUCAUUCACUCGUACUUGAAUCCACCUAACAUACUGUAGCGCAACUGCAUACAUAUUCAGAAUCAAGUCAUGUAUUAUUAAUCUCUGUACAGCCACACGAUUGAGCUCAGGCCCCUUUUCAUCCCGCCACCUGGUCAGAUUCUAAUGAAAGCUUUUAACACCCAGAGACAGUCAGAUGUCCUGGAAGCACACAGACGAUUCACACUCUCAGGCAACAGAUUGAACUACGAACACAAUCUGCUGUGUGUUGUUUCUGCUCUCUCUUGCUGCCACCAUAAGCUGUUAAGACACAGAUAAUUAUUAAUCUGUAAAGGUACACCCAACUGCAAAAGAUGUAUUUAAUAUGGAGAGCAUGACUUUGUGCACAGCCAAAAAGUGGUCGAAUAUCAGUGUUUAUCUUGAUGCUACAUAGGAACAGAAAUUAUGAUCUGCACAGCUAAGCUGCUCAUCCUGUGCAUAGGAGAAAAAGUCUAUUAGGCUAGAAAAUGAGAGUCCAAACCCGAAAAAAAAAGAAUUUGAACCUUUUUGGACCUUACAACACAACCUAUAAUGAUGAUGAUUAUGAUUUACUAUGCAUAAGGAGCCAGUUAGAAAGCUCAUGUGCUUUCCUUCAGUUUAGCUCCAGUAAAUAUACAGUAUCACGCUGCAGUGUUUGUGUGGUACAUUUUAUAUCCUUUUGGAUUUCACUAGCAAACUGCAACAUACUCUCACUCAUUUAGCUGACUUGUGGCUCUGACAUAAUCAGUGGAAACUGUUGAAUGCUAUUAUCACAUGCUGUUACUUUUGCAUCAGCUCAAUGCUGUUUGCCAGUAGAAGUUAAUAUAUGUUCAUGGGACAUUCUCCACACCAGGCUCCUCUGCUUUCGUCAUGUAAAGCAUGUUAUGUUCCUUCCAUGCAUUGGUCUUCAUGGUGUAAUGAACAGUUGUUUUGCAUCAGUACAGUAGUUUUAGAGGGCUAUGCCAAUGAAUAAGAGUUUGGUUCUGGUUGGUCAAAACACGAUAUCACCUUGAGCAUCACCUGUCAGUCUCAAUAAAGACAAAA
This is a messenger RNA of Thunnus maccoyii (southern bluefin tuna), 3152 nucleotides long. Its product is annotated as ubiquilin-1-like. Lineage: Eukaryota; Metazoa; Chordata; Actinopteri; Scombriformes; Scombridae. Gene Ontology annotation, molecular function: polyubiquitin modification-dependent protein binding. The record is from RefSeq and is a predicted model, not a curated record. Gene Ontology annotation, cellular component: cytosol. The transcript is spliced from 11 exons. The coding region runs from base 163 to 1788 and encodes 541 amino acids. Gene Ontology annotation, biological process: ubiquitin-dependent protein catabolic process.